Molecule: messenger RNA, 630 nt
Organism: Thamnophis sirtalis
Lineage: Eukaryota; Metazoa; Chordata; Lepidosauria; Squamata; Natricidae
Gene: TM4SF19
Product: transmembrane 4 L six family member 19
Cellular component (GO): membrane
Source: RefSeq, a predicted model, not a curated record
AUGUGUGUGGGGACUUGUACUCGGAUCCUGGGCCCAUGCCUCCUUAUCUUGGGCUUUCUUUCCAUUACUGCUAAUAUUCUCCUACUCUUUCCCAAUUGGGAAUGGUGUUACCUAAGCCUGGGCCAAAUAUCCAAGAGGGCAAUGCUAAUGCCAGGGGUGUGGGGAGGAGGCCUGCUGGUUUUUCCUGCUGCAAUUCAGAUCACAGGUAUUGGAUGGAGGUGGAAGUACUUCAGCAGCUCAGGAACUUGCUGUAAGAUGUUUCUUUCCAUUCUGCUAUCAGGAUUGGCUCUCCUGGGAUCAGCGACCUGUUUUAUUUUGUCUGGUUCAGGCUUGACGGAGGGGCCUCUGUGUCUCUAUAAUUCCACCCUCAAUCACAACAAGGUGCAACAGUGGGGCUACCCGUUUCUUGAAAUGGACUACCCCGUCUUCAACCAUGGGGUUCAGAAUUACCUGUAUGAUCCUUCCCUUUGGAAUUCAGUUUGCAUCAAGCCACAGAAUAUUGUUGGCUGGAAUGUGUAUUUCUUCUCUUCCCUCCUAGUCGUCAGCAUGGUUGAAAUGGUCCUGGCUGCUCUCCAAAUUAUCAAUGGCUGUUUUGGAUGUGUCUGUGGCUUAUGUGAACAGAAGAAAUAG